Messenger RNA from Xenopus laevis (African clawed frog), 5506 nucleotides. It is a transcript of the gene xrn1.S, whose product is annotated as 5'-3' exoribonuclease 1-like. Gene Ontology annotation, molecular function: exonuclease activity; 5'-3' RNA exonuclease activity; 5'-3' exonuclease activity. The transcript is spliced from 43 exons. Gene Ontology annotation, biological process: RNA metabolic process; rRNA catabolic process; nuclear-transcribed mRNA catabolic process. Bases 120 to 5303 code for a protein of 1727 amino acids. Gene Ontology annotation, cellular component: cytoplasm; nucleus. Lineage: Eukaryota; Metazoa; Chordata; Amphibia; Anura; Pipidae. The record is from RefSeq and is a predicted model, not a curated record.
CAACAUCUAGCUUCCGCCCUUUUCUUGUUAUGAUGACGCCAUGAAAUCGCGCCGUUCGUGACUCUUGUUUAGUCGGCCAUACUCUCUCUAAACACCGAGUGACCGAUAGAAGCUGCAAGAUGGGAGUCCCCAAAUUUUACCGCUGGAUCUCCGAAAGGUACCCGUGCCUUAGUGAGGUGGUCAAGGAACACCAGAUUCCUGAAUUCGACAAUUUGUACUUGGACAUGAAUGGCAUCAUCCACCAGUGCUCACACCCAAAUGAUGAAGAUGUGCACUUUCGCAUAACAGAAGAUAAGAUUUUUGCAGACAUAUUUCAUUACCUGGAGGUGCUGUUUCGCAUCAUCAAGCCAAGGAAAGUGUUUUUCAUGGCAGUGGAUGGUGUGGCCCCUAGGGCAAAAAUGAACCAACAACGGGGGAGACGUUUCAGAUCAGCAAAAGAGGCAGAGGACAAAAUAAAAAAGGCUGUAGAAAAAGGAGAAGUCUUGCCAACAGAAGCCAGAUUUGAUUCUAACUGUAUUACCCCUGGAACUGAAUUUAUGGCUCGCUUGCAUGAGCAUUUGAAGUAUUUUGUAAAUAUGAAGAUUUCCACAGACAAGUCUUGGCAGGGAGUCUCCAUCUACUUAUCUGGCCAUGAGACUCCAGGGGAAGGAGAACAUAAAAUAAUGGAAUUUAUCCGAUCUCAAAAAGCGAAGCCAGAUCAUGAUUCAAACACAAGGCACUGUCUUUAUGGAUUAGAUGCUGAUUUGAUAAUGCUUGGUUUAACAAGCCAUGAAGUUCACUUCUCUCUUUUAAGAGAAGAGGUUCGCUUUGGUGGAAAGAAGAAUCAAAAAAGGGUUUCUGCACCAGAAGAAACUACAUUUCAUCUUCUUCACUUGUCUUUAAUGAGAGAGUAUAUUGAUUAUGAAUUUUCCUCAUUGAAAGACAAGAUUCCAUUUGAAUAUGAUGUAGAGCGAAUAAUUGAUGAUUGGAUUUUAAUGGGAUUUCUUGUAGGCAAUGAUUUUAUUCCUCAUCUACCUCAUUUACAUAUCAAUCAUGAUGCACUGCCUCUUUUGUAUAGAACAUAUAUUAGUGUCUUACCUACUCUUGGGGGUUACAUAAAUGAAAAUGGUUAUUUAAACCUAUAUAAUUUUGAGAAGUACCUAAAAAAACUUUCAGAUUUUGAUCGGGAGCAUUUCAAUGAAAUCUUUGUUGACUUAAAAUGGUUUGAAAGCAAAGUGGGCAAUAAAUACCUCAAUGAAGCUGCAGGCCAAGCUGCUGAAGAAGCCAAAAACCUGAAUAAAAAGAAAAACAAGGUUGCCGAUGAUGCCUUUUGUUUUAGUGCAUUAGAGAAUAAUGGGGAAGAAAAUUCUGAAUGUUUAGAUGAGAACCCUGAAGAUGAUGAUGAUGAUCUCUUUGAGACAGAAUUCAGACAAUACAAGAGGACAUACUACAUGUCAAAGAUGGGAGUUGAAGUUGUUUCAGAUGAAUUUCUGGCAGAUCAGGCUAAAUGCUAUGUCCAGGCAAUACAAUGGAUUUUGCACUAUUACUACCAUGGAGUCCAGUGCUGGAGCUGGUACUACCCCUAUCAUUAUGCACCAUACCUGUCGGAUAUUUGUAAUUUCAACCACCUUAAGCUGACAUUUGAUUUUGGUAAACCCUUCAUGCCAUUUGAGCAGCUGCUUGCAGUCCUUCCUGCUGCUAGUAAGGAUUUAUUGCCUCUCACUUAUCAGAAUCUGAUGAUCAGUUCAGAUUCUCCAAUCAUAGAUUAUUACCCGCAAGAUUUUAAAACUGAUCUAAAUGGGAAGCAGCAGGAGUGGGAAGCUGUUGUACUAAUUCCUUUCAUAGAUGAGAAACGAUUGCUGGAAGCUAUGGCAUCCUGCAAUAAGUGUCUGACUGAGGAUGAGAAGAAAAGGAACCGACACAGUGAGUGCAUAAUGUACUGGUAUGAAAUGGAAACUGAUUUCAAAUACUUUUCACCGUGGCCAGAGAAAUUUCAGAGUGUUGAUCGCUGCCAUGCAAGGUAUAAACUAAUUUCUUUGGAUGCCUGGCAUGUAGAUGUGACUGAUAAUAAAAUAACAAAUGUAAAUAAGAGUGCAUUGUAUUUCUGUGGAUUUCCUACUCUGAAGCAUAUUAAACAUAAGCAUUCCAUGAAGAAGGCAGGUGUUCAGGUAUUCCAGCAAAGCAGCCGAGGUGAGAACAUGAUCUUGGAGCUAGAGACUGAAGAAAACGAAGAUAACCAAAAUGUGGACAUUGUUGCCAGUGCAGUACUCGGAAAAUCUGUAUUUGUAAAUUGGCCUCACCUGGAAGAAGCCAGAGUCAUUGCUGUUUCAGAUGGAGAGAUGAAGUUUUAUUUAGAAGAACGCCCUGGAACACAAAAGCUUUACACUGGUAACUCAGUACCACCGACUAAAGUAAUCUAUGUUGGCGAUAAAGAAAGAAACGUAUGGGUGAAAGAAAUUCAGGGAAUAUCCGAACAUUACCACAAAAGAAAAGGAGUGGUGAUAAAUGAGACUGCAAUAGUUUUGCAUGCACAGCUGCUCACUGGCCGCCACUAUCUGUUGGGACAAAAUGGGGAGGUUCAUCUCGAGAAGCAGUGGUCCAAACAAGUGCUGUCCUUUGUGUACCAGACUGUUGUUCAGGAUAUCACUACUUUUGAAUCUGGCUCAUCUCAUUACAAAACACUGGGCGAGCUUUUCUCUCCUAAAAGUUCUGUCUUCAUGUUGGGGGCGCCCUACUAUGGAUGCAUGGGAGAAGUACAAGAGUCAUCUGAUGUUCUCAGUGAGAACAGAAUCCGUGUGAUUUUAUCUAUUCCCUGUGAACCACAGCUACUUGCCUUAAUACAGAACCAGCAUACAUUUUCUAUAAAAUAUAACCCUGGCUAUGUUUUGGCUAGUCGUCUUGGUGUGAAUGGAUACCUCGUUUCUAGGUUUACAGGGAGUAUCUUCAUUGGCAGAGGAUCCAAGAAGAAUCCCCAUGGAGAACAAAAGUCCAAUGUGGGACUGAACCUUAAGUUCAAUAAGAAGAACGAGGAAGUUCCUGGCUACACUAAAAGAGUUGGGACAGAAUGGACAUAUUCUUCUGCUGCUGAGCUCCUUCUUGGUGAAUACAUAGAGAGGUUCCCUGAAUUAUUCUCAUAUAUAUCGAAGCACAGCCAAAAUGAUGUGUUCUAUGAAGAUGAUAUUUGGGCAGGAGAGGAUGAGAAUGGUGCUGAGAAGGUUGAAGAGAUUGUGUCCUGGCUGAAGUCUCAUCCUGUUAACACACUAUCCCAUUCAUCGUGUGAUUUGCAAAUACUGGAUGCUGAUAUAGUAGAGAAGAUUGAAGAGGAGGUUGCAAAGUGCGAGUCAAAAAAACCCAGUAAAGUACGAGUGACGGUUAAGCCUCAUUUAUUGUUUAAGCCUCUUGAGCAGCAGCAUGGAGUUGUUCCAGACCAAGAUGCAGAAUUCCGUCUGUUUGAUCGUGUUGUUAAUGUCCGGGAGAACUUUUCUGUCCCACUAGGACUCCGAGGCACUAUUAUAGGAAUUAAAGGAGCUGAAAGAGAUGCUGAUGUGCUGCUUGAAGUACUGUUUGAUGAAAUAUUUUCUGGGGGCUUAACAAUAAGAUGUGCCCAAUUUAAAGCAUAUCGCUUACCAACAAGUGCCUUAAUCAACCUUUCUCAUGGUAAUCGUAUGGAAAGCGGAGGACUGAAACUGACUGCUGUAGUUAAGCCACAUGUUUCUGAAAAAGAACAAAUAGGAGGCCUCAACCAUUCUCCCCGUUCUCUCUUUGUUCCUACAAAGGUGAAUGGAAAGCAGCAUUCUCAGGGUCAGGCCAACUCACCACAGAAAGGUUUUGCUUCUGCUGGAAAUCAGAAACAAAAGGAUGAUGAGCAUUUCAAUGUGUGGCAAUCACUGCAAGGCUCUGAGAAAUCACCUCAUGCUCAAAAUGCGCAUGGCAAGGGUGUUUAUCUACCUCAGGAUAAGAAGCCAGGCCCCAGUAAUCAAUUCCAUAAAUCAGAAAUGGCUGGGAGCAGCCCAAAAUGUCAGUCCAAAAGACAAGAUCCAAUUAGAAAAAUGAAAGAAGAUUUCAAGUUUCAAAAGCAUGAGAGCCAAAUGCAGGGUGUGUUUAAUAAACGGAAUACAUCAGAUUCUGUGAAGCAAGUAAAACUUUUGAAGCGAAAUGACAAUCUCUCUGAGGCUCAGACUGAGAAAGUUAAUCCCAAGGCACCAGAUGGAAAGUCUAAUAGUGAGUUUGAAAAUUUAAUCGCAUCCCUGAAGGUUGCAGAUGAAGAGCAGACACAGCCUGCACCCCAAACCCAAGACUCUAGUGUGGAACACUUGUCCCCUCAGUCUUUUGCCAUGAAAGGAACUCAAAUGUUAAAAGAAAUACUCAAGAUUGACAGCCCAGACUCUACAGACCAGCACAAAGAAGGAGUUAAAAAGGAUAUUGUCACUGCACAGCCUCAGCGCAGACAAACCAAACAGAUAGCUGCACACAUGAACAGUCCUCAGGGAACUGGCCCAGCUUUAAACACACCCAACCCAGAAUUUCUACGGGCACCUCUGAUUCCACAGCCACCUGCCAUGGCUACUCCAGCGUCUGAACUUUCCCGUAUCUGUAGUUUGGUUGGCAUGCAUCCACCCACGUUCUCCUUCCUGCGAACCCCACAGGCUCUGACCGCUUGUCAAGUGAAGCUGUCAAAUGGUUUAAUCAUAGCUGGGCCCCCUUGUCAUACAGAAAAUGAAGCCAAGGAGAAAGCUGCUUUAUUUGCACUUCAGAGACUGAGCUCACUCAGUUUCCCAUUACCACCGCCACCAGCAAUAUUUCCAACCUAUGCGCAUUUUGGAGCUGCUUUACCUACCAGACAGAUACCCCCAGUCUUUCCACCUGCAGCAGCUAAUAUGAUCUCUGCAGCACCACACGUAUUUGCUCCCGUAACAUGGAGACCUCCGAUACAAAUCUCUAAACCUUACUACCCAGGCCCUUAUGCUAGCAAUACACCCGUAGUGGGUCACAUGCCAGCAGGCACUCACAACCAGUUUGUACCACUCCAGGUAACAAAGCAAAGGGCUGCUUUCCAUAAGAACACUGAACACAAGGAUCCAAUAAAUACAUCCAAUGUAUCUUCAGACCAAGAGCAGAGAUUAGUUCCAGAAGCGAGCAACCAGGACACCCAAGAAAAUGCAUCUCCAUCUCUGGCAUCUCCUCAACCUGCCCAGUCAACCUUAACAGAAAAGGCUUCACAUAGUCCUGUUGCAAGUCACAGCAAAACCACUCCAGGGUCCGCUGGCAAAAGGAAACCACGGAAAUUAGCCGUCAAUUUCAGUGGCCCUAAAGCAUCAGAAUAAACACCUUUUCUUCUAUCCCCCAUUGUGGAGGUUUGCCUUAAAGGGGUUGUUCAAUUUCCAACACUAUUGGAAAUUCUAUUCUAAUUAUAUUUUCUAUUUGUGACUGUUUUUCUAAUACUGAAGUGUAAAGUUAAAUUUUUUACCUUCUAAAGCUGCUCUGGGAGGGGGGUCGUCGACUCUUUGACUGUUUAAAUUGAUACAUU